AUGAUUAUCACAUCGAAGAGGUGGGGAUAUACUCUUCCAAAGCUGGUGGUUGGACGCAUCAAAUUGUUUGGGACAAUUCAAUUGAGAUAUAUACUCCGCUUAUCAGGUGGCGCAUUUUUCAACGGAGUGUUGUAUUUACGUUCUGAUAGUAAUACAGUUGCAGCCAUCGACGUGCAGGGUAAUUAUAGGAUCAUUCCUACUCCUACUUCACCUGAUGCUCGUGGUGUUCCUAAUGUUUAUGUAUCACGAGGACAAUUGUAUCUCACAGAUCAUGCUUCUUCUGAACUGUCAAUCUGGGUUCUUGAAGAUUCUAUUAGUGAAAAUUGUUGGACAUUGAAGCUCAAAGUCAGCUACAUGCAACUGGUCGGAGUAGAGUAUUCAAGCGCCGGGGAACAUUAUGGUGUUAUCUCAGCCCACCCAGAAGACAAUGUGAUAUUCAUAAUUGUAGAAUCGGCAUCGAGGAUCUUUCCGCAGAUGAAAUUAUUGUCAUACAAAGUGGAUUCGAGGGAGCCGCGUUUCGUAUGUGAUCUUGGACGGAAUUCAAGGUGCCCUUAUGUUCCAUAUGUUCCUUUGUUCUCGGAGUCAUUAGCGGACGGGCACUAA
Triticum turgidum subsp. durum (durum wheat) is the source of this 603-nucleotide messenger RNA. The record is from the annotation of a GenBank genome assembly. NCBI's taxonomy places the organism in Eukaryota, Viridiplantae, Streptophyta, Magnoliopsida, Poales, Poaceae.